AUGAUAGACCAUGUGUUGGGCCGGCCGUCGUCACAGUUCCGCAAGGUUCAGGUCUUCGCAGUUGUCUCGUUCUGGUCGUUGUACCUGCUGAGAGGAGACAGACACGGCCCUCCUGGUGUCCGAAGGCUCUCCGAGCGCCUUUCCCGCCGGCUGACUCCCUGGCGAUCCGUUGUCCUCACCCUCCUCUGGCUCUACAUCUGUCGGAAUUUCGCCAAACUGGUCGGCCUCGAGUCCCCCGAGCCCCUUGCCAAUCUGUACAGCAGAGCCUACUUUCGAGCGACAUGGGUCACGACCGCAUUGGACGCCGGGUUCUGGACCGCCAUGAGAAUACGAAACAAGGCGGUCAGGGAUUUGGCGUCGAUGAUUUUCACCCUUUAUUAUCUCAUUGCGGCGGAGAAGGCAGAUGAAAAGGUCCGAAAGGUGAGGGCGGUGCUGACCGUCGACCAUUUACGCGUGUCCUGGAACAAACCAAACACGCCGUACCUCAAGUGGCUCGCUGCGAUGCUCCGUCCGCGAUUCACCAAGUACAAACCUCGGCGGAUCCGGAUCCCCCGGCCGAAGCAAUCCACUUACAAGGAGCCUGUCGUGGCAUGGAUGUACUUUGACGGGUCGCUUGCCGAGCUGGAAAGGCAGGAGAAGUUGGUGUUGGACAUUCCCGGGGGUGGCUUUGUGGCCAUGGAUCCACGCACCAACGACGACAAGUUGCUUGCCUGGGCGGGAAGGACGGGCCUCCCGGUGCUCAGCUUGGAUUACCGCAAGGCCCCGGAAUACCCUUACCCGUAUGCUCUCAACGAGUGCUUCGACGUGUACACUCAGAUUGUGGCGACCCGGGGACGAUGCAUCGGCAUGAAACCGCCGUCGUGUCCUCGGAUCGUCCUCACCGGCGACAGUGCCGGCGGCAAUCUGGCCACCGGGACCACCUUGAUGAUCAUCCAGUCCAACCAGGCGGGGGCUUCUCGAGGAAUUCUGCCAUCGCCAGCGGGGUUGGUGCUGUUGUACCCGGCGUUGGACAUGAACAUAUCGAGUUGGAUGACGGACGAUCAAAUGGCGUUGAUCCGCAAUCCGAGGACGGCGAAGAAAUACCGCAGCUUCAUCCGAAGGAAGAGCGAGGACAUCGACAAGCGCUACACGCCAACCACCCCCCGGCCGGCCGAGGACGGCGAGGGUGAUCCGGAUCGCGGCUUCUUUGCAUUUCGCGAGCGCGAGAGCGAGAGCGAGCAGAAGAGCAACUCUCGGGAGGAUGGACGCCAACCCCCGGGAGAUGUCGAGGCCCAGAAACAGGUGGUGGCCAGCUCCAAGCCGCAGCCGUUGAAGACGAGAUUGGCCGUAUCUUCCAUCAUCUCCUACUUUGGCGACCGCAUCUUGACCCCGGAGAUGAUGCGAGCCAUGAUCAUCCUGUACGUAGGCCCGUACAACCGGCCCGACUUCACCACGGACCACCUGCUCUGCCCGGCGGUGGCGCCGGAAAACCUGCUUGCCAAAUUUCCCAAGACGUACCUCAUCACGGGCGAACGCGACCCUCUGGUGGACGACACGGUCAUUUUCGCGGGUCGGCUGCGACAAGCGAAGCUGCACCUGUUCCGCGAGCGGCAGGAGGUCGGGCUGGAGAAGUCGACGGCCGAAUUCGCCGAAAAGGACCACGUCGAGGUGACGCUGAUCCCGGGCAUUUCACACGGCUUCGUCUCGUUUGUGUCGGUGUUUCCCGAGGGCUGGAAGCACAUCUUCCGCUGUGCCAAUUGGAUCCUGGAGAUCUUCGACCAGCCGCCUCACCAGUUCGAAGGGCCGGCCCUGGAGUCGAGGAUGCGCAACGGGACUCUGACGCACGACUCCGGUCAUGGCCACGGCCACGGCCUCCACCUGGACCUGGCUUCGACUCAGCUGCGGCAUCACCGGCGCACGCUGACGGGGGAGAGUGUCGACGACGAUGGCCCGCUGCUGAUGUCGUCUUUGAGGGACGAGAGCACCAAGACCCAGACUCAGACCCCGUCGAGCGCCGACGCGACGGUCAAGGACAAGGAUGAAAGGCAGGCACGCGGGCGGGCACGCCACGAAAGGUUUCAGGCCCAGGCCGACAAACCCAGGAGCAAGAGUCUGGUGUCGUUGGGCAGCGAGGAAGAUCUGCUGAAGCGGCGCAUGAAGGGUCUGACGGUGGGCCUAAUGGGAUCCAGUCACGGCUGA
Molecule: messenger RNA, 2178 nt
Organism: Capronia epimyces CBS 606.96
Lineage: Eukaryota; Fungi; Ascomycota; Eurotiomycetes; Chaetothyriales; Herpotrichiellaceae
Exons: 3
Coding region: 1-2178 (725 amino acids)
Biological process (GO): triglyceride catabolic process
Cellular component (GO): cytosol
Molecular function (GO): sterol ester esterase activity; triacylglycerol lipase activity
Source: RefSeq, a predicted model, not a curated record